GGCUAAUCUAUUUUAAUACAAGCGCCAAUAUCACAUGACGCUCCCGAAAAUUUGUAUUUCUUCAGAACCCUUCUCAUCCUCUUCUUCUCUCCUUACAUAAAACACAAUCCUUCAUAUUCACUCUGGCUUAUGCCCAACAAUGGCAAGUUCUUGGAGGGGAAAAUGGAGGAGAGAGGAGAAUCUAUCGUUGAUACUUACCCUGCGGCCUGUGGCAUGAGAAUGCGUUGGGCACGGAGAAAUAUUUUACGACGGGACAUACACCAUUUGGACAAGUGGACAAGUGAUGCUGCGACUUAGGAUAUAAAGGGUAAGCAUCUUGACCGUCAGAAGAGACUGGUCGAAUGACUGGAGGAGGAUGGUACGUCGCCGCUUUGAGCUUGAUGGAUGUGGGUUUCUUUGAGAUAUUUUCAUACCAUUGCUUUGUUCUAUAUGUGCACUUGUUUAGCAUUGAUUCACUGUUUUUGAAUAAUAACAACCGAACCAAAUGGGUAUUUCUUCAGGAUCAAUUCCUCCUUCGAUGCCUUCUCUCAGUCCAUGCGUGACUAUCUAGCAUUCGCAUUCGACUUUGAUAUCUGUUCUACCAUCCAGCAAGCCUGCCCUUAUCAUGAUGUCCUCCUGCGGGCACGGCACAACCUUCUACUUCCUCCCACCAACCCUCGAUUUCCUGGAAGAGAACUACCCGUAUCUUCCCCACGACACAACAAUCGACCGGUCUCUCCUCCGCUGUCAGUUCUGCGACCUCCUCGACACACAAUACGCUGCCAACGUCGCAGAAACCGGACCUCCGAAUCUAGAAAAAGAAUCCGAUAUCGAAAAUCGGAUUUCGGAUCUUAGACACGCUAUCACGGAAGGUAUCAAGACGGUUACCGAGAAUACUCUACCGAAGUUGCAGAGGAAGUUGAGUGCCGUUGUGAGGGCUACUGAUGAGCGAAUUAUAGAGGUUUGGAUGAAGUAUUGGGCUGUUUGGGGGCCGAAAGAUGGGCCGGACAGAGGGGAUGAGGAUCUCAAAGAGCAAGAAGAGGAGGAUUUCGAGAUCGAAUUUCCUCCUGCUGAAGAGAUAAGUCCUGAACCUGUCCCAGAGCAGGUACCUCCGAAAAGGAAAUCUACAGAGAAAGCGAGUUCAAUGAAGACUGCUACAGAGAAAUUGUUUCCGACGAGAAAUUUUGCGGACAGGUCGGCUCCAAAGAGAACUGCUAAGGAAAGGGUUCCUGUAAAAAGGACUGCUUCGAAGAAGGCUGCGCGGGGAGAGGCCGCUCCAAAGGUGGACAGGAAGCGAAAAGAAGCUCACAUGGUCGACCCUCCAUCAGCUGGAACUACUGUCAAGCAAGGUCGUCCUGUUAAGAGACGUAAGAAAUAAGCACCGCCGUUGCUCUGAACUUUAUCGACGAGUUGUAGUGGCUCGGUGACCUAAACACAGUCAUCCUCGAAAACACUCAUCACUCGUCACUCAUAUUCACCUUUGAAAGUAUAUACAAUAGAAAAUCUCUAAAAUUCUCAUCAUUAUAUGCACGCUAUGAUAUCUAUGACUUCUAGCAUACUCGAGCCGAUUCCUCAUAAUGAACACUUCUCCCAAACAGUGAUUCCGAGGUUCUCCUCAUCCAACCAGUCCAGUGACAAACAAGCGAAGCGAUCCGCCUUGCCUCUA
Molecule: messenger RNA, 1645 nt
Organism: Cadophora gregata
Lineage: Eukaryota; Fungi; Ascomycota; Leotiomycetes; Helotiales; Ploettnerulaceae
Exons: 1
Coding region: 605-1357 (250 amino acids)
Source: RefSeq, a predicted model, not a curated record